AAGAGAUUCUUGCGGCUCACCACCACCCUGUGCCCAAUUGAUUCUGCUGGACGGAGCUCAUUCCUCUCUUCCUUCCACAAGGUGAAGGAGACUGUUACAGCAGUGCAGAGGACGCCACAACAAGAGAGAGAGGGAAUCAGAGGGGAGAAGGGAAGAGAGAGAAGAGGCUGCCACGAUGGGCACACCUCUGAGGAGGAAAGCCCUGGCGUCUGAGAUGGCUGAGGCUGAGCUACACAAGGAACGGCUUCAGGCUCUGGCGGAGAAGCGUAAAAGGCAAGCAGAGAUUGAAGAUAAGAGAAGACAGUUGGAUGACCUUGUUCUGCAACUUCAGCAUCUCAAAUCCAAAGCCAUGAGGGAGAGAUGGCUUCUUCAAGGGACUCCGACAGGGCCCUCAAGGAACAUGAAGGUGCGCAGGAAACAGGUUGAGCAGGAUGAGUUACAUGUAAAGAAACUAGAAGACUCCAUUCACAGAUUGGAAUCAGAGAUUGGUCUGUUGGAGAAUGAAGAAUCACAAAUAUCAGCUAAAGAGCAAGUGCUGAGAGAAAGACUACGUGAAACAGAGCACUCUAUUGAAGAUCUACAGAAAAGUCUGCAGAACCAGGAUAGAGAUUCAGUGAACUACAUCUGUUCUCAGAUCCCCAACCUCCCAGAGCUGAACUCUCAAACUCUAGCCACAGCUUCUAGAGAUCACCAGCUCCCAAGUAAACCUGCGGUAUACGCCAUGAAGAUCAGUGUUGAAAAGGACCAGAAGACAGGUGACACCAAGAUCCUAUCUGCCUUGCCUGUUAACCCUGAGGACGCCCACCAGCAGGGCAUUAAGGUCUACGAUGAUGGGCACAAGAUAGUCUACGAGGUGCGAUCAGGCAGCUCCACCAUGGUGGAGAACGGUGUGCACUCAUGGAGCUCCGACGAGGUGGAGGAGCUUAUGCAGCGCAUGGGCCACACCCACCCAUGGCCCGAUGGCACCCAAGUAAUCAAGGGGCCAGUCAGGCCUGAGGCUGCAGACAGAGUCAGGGAGGAGGCAGUGUACAGGGAGGUGGGGCUGACAGCAGCAAGAAGGGAGCAGGGCAUUGCUCCACACCCUGGCCACGCCCCACAAAACUACGAAGGGGAGGUGAGGGAGAUGCCUGCAGCCACAGUUGAUAAGCCCGUCACCAUGAUUUUCAUGGGCUACCACAGUGUGGAGAAUGAGGAGGAUACCAAGAAGUUGCUGGGCUUUGACGGCACGAUCAAGGCCGAGAUUGUGCUCAUUGACGAGGAUGACGAGAAGUCCCUACGUGAGAAGACCGUCACGGACAUCUCAACGGUGGAUGGCAAUGCUGCCGACCUGGUCUCUGGCCGGCCUCUGUCUGAAGCCACUGAACUGUCCUCUGAGGGCAAGGAUGAAAGCUCAGCCAAGGAGACCCUGCCUGCAGGCAGUGAGAAGGCUCGGUGUGUGCUGCUGACCACAGAGAGUGGCCUGUUCCCAGGAGCUGCAGCGAGGCCCAUGCACAGCCCGAAAUCCUCCAGGCUAUCAGAUGAUGACAGCGGACUGAAGAGCCAGAAGAGCCUAAAGAGUGUUGGUUUCUUAGACUCAGUCAGUGUGAUCUCUAGAGGCAAGACCAACAUGGAGUUUGAGGCCCAUAGUGAAAGCCAACAUAACCACACACCUAAUGGCCAGACUGGUGUGAAGCACAGAGGAGAGACGUUGGACAGUGAAGUUGCCCAAGAAAUCCGAUACCUUGAUGAGGUGCUUGAGGCCAACUGUUGUGACCCUGGAGCUGAGAUGACUUCAAAUGGGACAUGUUCUCAUGAAUUACAGGCAAUCAAUUUAGAUGGAACUGGGCCAUCUGUUUGUGAUUUUGAUGUGUCAGCAUCAGUUAAUCAGGAGGUAGCUGUAGAAGGAGAAAAACAAACCACCUAUUUUGAGGACAGUUUGAAUAAUACCAAACCAAAUGGCCAUUCAGGAAUGAUGAAUGACAAUUGUAACAGGUCACCUGAGAAAGGCACAACAACAAUCAAGAAAGAGGCCCAGUUUGAGCUUCGGGCUUUUCAUGAAGACAGAAAGCCAUCUAAGCUCUUUGACAUGCCAAAAGAGAAAGAAGUCAGGGUUAAGAAAGUAAGACCAUCAGAGGAGAUUGUAGAGCUAGAGAGGGAGCGCUUGGAACUCAUUCGAGAUCAAGCAGUCAAGAAAAAUCCAGGGAUUGCAGCAAAAUGGUGGAACCCACCCCAGGAAAAGGUAUUGGAAGAUGAGCUUGAACCUGAACAGCUGGAGUCACUCAGAAGGUAUGAGGAGAGGAAGCAAAGGAGACCUGAAGCUAAUCAAGUACCACAAUCCUCCUCUCAGCAAAUCAUCUCCUUUGUCCAUACCAACAUGGGAAAUAAAGAUGACAUUGUGGUCCAGGGCAUUGAUUUUUCUGCAGCACGUCAACAGUUUCUGCACACUGAACACAGUAAGCAACAUCAGCCACAGCAAGCCACCAAAAGAAGUGUGGCUCCCCAGAUUUACUCUGCCAAACCUUUCUCCAGGGCCUCAGAUGUUGACAGGGCAACAACUGCUAGUCACAUCAUAGCCUCCAUGGAGGACAGAGGCGAAAUGAACCAUGUGAAAACUGAAAGGGUUUCAUGCAGCUCUGGAGAUUCCCCCACAAACACCAAGGCUGACUCUGAAGUACAAAAUGAUGAUUUUACCUGUGCCCAAGCAGUGAUGACCAUCCUUAAAGAUGAGGACUCUGAGUUGUACCAGCGAUCUAUGAACAGUUUGUAUCAUCCCGAGGAGAUUGACUCUGGACUGGAUGACCUGUCCCUCAGGUCUCAGGACACCACUAUGCUUGAGACUCUGUCCAAUGACUUCAGCAUGGACAAUAUAAGUGAAAGUGGUGCCUCCAAAGAGACUAUGAGUGCCUUCCUGGAGAACUCCCUGGGUGACUGCUCUUUUCCCUCUACUCCUAUGGCCACAACACCUAUCAUCAGAAAUCUGGAAAUUAGCACCAACUCACCAGUUGAGCAGAACUCCUCCUUUCAGGGUGACAGCCUGACAGAGGAGGAACUGGAAUAUCAUGCAGGUAUCCUGGUUCAAAAUGCCAUCCAGCAAGCUAUUGCACAUCAGAAUGACAAAUGGGAACCACUCCAGGCCAUGUGCCAGUCUUCCCCAUUCCAGGACAGCCACAUGGAGAAUUUCAAACCUACACAAGCCACACCUGAGGAGAAAUGGCCAAAGAUGUCCCCUCCUAAAGAGCCCACCCCUGCAGAAGAAAAGAAAGCAAUAGCUCCUAAAAUAACCAUAGAUGUGCCUUCAGUCCAAGCCACUACAGUUAUUCCAGCAAACACUUACAGGCCUCCAAGUCUUUCCUCCUCACCAAGUGAAAAGCCAGAGUUUAGCUAUUUCAGAAAGUACUCAGAGGCAGCAGAGCUCAGAAGCACAGCUUCUGUGACCUGUGGCCAGGACAUGGAGGUCACCUCAGGGCCUUUCAGGUUGCGCUCACGCAAGCAGAGGACUCUGUCCAUGAUUGAGGAGGAGAUUCGAGCAGCCCAAGAGCGAGAAGAAGAGCUUCGGAGGGAGCGGCUGGUGCAGAGCUCACGUCCCAACCCCAAUCCCAUUCACAAGCAGAAGAGCAAUAGCCUUCCAUCCAAACUAGUACUUUCUGCAAAGACAGUCCCAGGUAAAAUUGAGAAGAUCCGCACCAUCCCCCCAGUGUCCCCUGCCUCCUCAGAAGGUGCCCUCCCCUCCCCCCUUUCUGAUCUGGGGAGCGAUGACUCAGGUGGGAGCCAGCGCCCAAAGAACUUCAUGCAGACCCUGAUGGAAGAUUAUGAAACUCACAAAGUCAAGCGUCGGGAGAAGGCAGAGGACAACUGUUUUGCCCAUUUACUGCUCGCUAGUGAGGUUACAUCUGAGGUUCUGGAGGCAACACGGGUCACCCGCAGAAAGAGCAACAUGGCUCUGCGAUGGGAAGCAGGAAUCUAUGCUAACCAGGAGGAAGAUGAGGAGGAGGAAGAAUAAAGAAAAGAGAAGGAGCAAGAAGAAAAGAGAACAGACCCUGAGAGAAAAGAGAACCAUGAGUAUCUAUUCUGAAUUUAUACCACAGGAGCAAUUUACAGAGUCAAGGCACCGCACUAGAGCUUCUCCCACUCAACAGAGCCAAAGACGGUGUGGUCAUACAGUAGAACCUAAGGAAUAGCUUUCUCACUGAGAACUUAUGCAACAAUAGUUUGCAUCAGAUAUCCAAAUCCUACAGUGCUUUCCGUUCUUUCCUAACUUUCAACCCUGUUUUUUUCCAUAAUGGAUGGCUGCAGUAUGUUGGGAAAUGUGUGAAGACCAAGGUUAUAGUGAUUUUUGGAAUUAUUUCCAUUUUUUACUGUUGGGUGUUGAUUUCAUGAAUGGACACUGAAUUGGCAUUUCCACGUGAUCCAUGUUGUUUGUGGAAUUUAAUGUAUUUUAAAUAAGAAUUUGGGGUGUGAAGAUGUGACAGAUAAAGACAAAAUAAGUCUGAUACAUUGAGAUAAUUAAGUGAAAUUGACAUUUUCAUUUAGACUGCAGCCCUUGAUUUAGAAGUGAGGAAAUAGAAUUUGCUGUGAAAAAUUGUACUAGGGAUUAGUUCCAUAUCAACCAAUUGUUUGAUGUUUGAAUGUGAUGGCAUUUCCUAUGAGUAUUGGACUUUGCAAUGCGGUUCAAAUAUGCUCUGUACAUAAUUUGCAUAUUGGAUAGAAAUAAAGAACGCAGUAAGAACUCUAUUGAGAAAUGAAACAUGAAGGUAGGGAACAGAAUCCUUGGCUGGGAUACUUUGAGAAGUACUUUUUAAAGACCAUGUGGAAUAUCAGGCAAUAAUGAACAGGUUAUUGAAAUGCACAAUGGUUUUCAGCCAAUAAAAUAUCACAGUACAGCACAGAAGCAUUGGUAUAUUGCAGACAGUUUAGGAAACGGCCUUUCUAAAAGCUGCUCUUCAGCAACUAGUCCAUUCUUCACUGACGAAAGGAGGCAGGUAGAGAAAAAAAGGCUGCAGGUCAAUGCAGCCGGUGAUGGCUAGCAGGCCUGUGAUGGCUAGCAGGCUAUGACACUGGCUACCUGCAGAAGUACUUGAAAACGGCUUGCAGUGUUUCAAUCUGUUUGAAAUCAAUUGAUAUAUGACUGAUAUGUGCAUUUAUCCCUAAAGCCAUAGGCGUGGUUUGGGGGCGGGGGAUAUCCCCCCCAAUUAUUCCUGCUCACACACUACUCAUAUAAUGCCUUAGGUUGGGUGGUGUGAGCCAUGUCCUCCCAAAGUUUAAAUCAAACCUAUGACACUGCCUAAAGCUAAUGUCAUUUUGCAUUGUUGUCCUUUAAUACUUUAAAACUUGGCUAUCGUGUAUAAUUUUACUGUUAUGUUGAGCAUUUCAGGGAGCAUAUUAUAAGGAGAGCGCAACAGAUAAGGGUGUUGUAAGAUUUUAAGGGUGUUGCAAGGUUUUGAAAGUUAUUUUUAGCUUGUGUAAAUUAGCAGCACUACCAGUGAUUGGUGUUUAGUUUGUUGUUGCUGUUGUUUUUCUUACAGUUAUCGUGCUGUAUCUUGGUUUUAUAUAAGCAAACGUUAAGACACGUGGGGUAGUCAGCACUAGUUUGCAACACAAUGCGCCAAUGAUAGAUGGAUUCAUUACUUUAAAACACUUGAACUUCAAGCAGUUCAGUCAAUCCUCUCAUAAAUUUAAAGUCUUUAAUAAGUAAACAUUUUAUUAUUGAGAUAUAUUGUCUGUUUUUCUUUGUACUGUGUAUUGACAUCAAUUUAAGUGAUUUGAUUAGAAUGUAUAAAUCCAAUACAGUGAAAUAACAUUGUUUAAUUAUUAUAUAGGGGCUUUGUGGAUAAUUAUACACAAAUGAAUGGCUGAAAAGUGGGAAUGAACUUGCUGCUUGUAUAUUAUUUUGUUUAUGUCAUUCAAAUCACUGGCAAACAACAGCAAUGUGAAGCAAGAGUUAGAUCUGGUACUCUUUCAAAUCAGUAGUGGACAUGCCUUCAAUAACAAACCCAAAGUGGGAAACUGCAGUGUCCUUGGGCAAAUGUUUGGAAGCUCCUCCUAUAAUUCUGGUUUUGCCUUUGACCUGAGGCCUUUUUCAGCCCACAAACAAUGAAACUAAUGAUCUUAGCUCUGAAGGUUAUGUCUUUUAGACAAUCAGAAAUUAUCUUUCAGUUUUUUAUUUGCAUAUCAUUUGUAACUUUAAAGUAUUUAAUGGACAUGUCCUUGUAUAAGUGCUUGUACUUUCUGGAUUAGAAUGGCAAAAGACAAACUUACCCUCUUCUUUAAGGCUGUGCCGUAUGAUGCAAAAAAAAAAAGAAAAAAAAAGACAGGACAAAAGACAGGACAAAAAUUUGUACUAAAGUGACAUUGUUGAUUCAAUGGUUAUGGGUUUUCAGAUGUUUUUCAUUUGGUGUUCAACACCUAUAUGAAAAAGAUGAUUUUGCAGGAAUUUACUGAAUUUAUUUAAUGGAUCAUUACAGUAUGGUUAUAAUGACAUGUUUGUGGAAUUUUAAAUUGAGCGAGUGUGCAGUAAUAUUCUUAUUGUAGAGGUCAAAACUGACAAAACAGAUUAAGCAAUGAACAUCAGUUAUUUCUGAUAUGGGACAAGAUUUGUAUUCAGAUUAUUUGAUGUGUUAUAUGACUUGGUUAGUAGACAAAUAUUUUGAAUAUUGUAUUGGGGGAAAUAUUUUUAUGUGUGCAGUGAACUAUUUGCAGUGUGUCUACAAAUGGGGGAAAUAGUUUUAUGGAUGCUGACAUUUUAAUACCAUGUAUGUGCAUUUAUGCAAGUAAUAGUCUGUACUUCAUUUUUUUAUGUGUGCUUGCAUGUGUCCCUGCAUGUGUGGGUGUGUGUAUUUGUAUGUGCAUGCGUGCACAUGUUUGUGUAACUUUUUUAGGGACAUGUCCUUAGUAAGCAACUUUUAGAAUUCAAGAAAUAUAUGAAGUUAAAAGAGGUGGACGGAGCUUGUCUGUGUGCUAAUAAAUGGCCAUAUAUAUUUGCGAAGUUUUGAACAAUCAAGUAUUUCUACUUUACAUACAGAAAAACACAUAUAAUGCAAUGUCAUUCAAGCUUUCAGUAUGUUCAUUGCAGUUCUGAGUGGUUUAGUAUUAUGACACUAGAUGUCAAAUUGUUUUUUCCAAAGAAUGUUCUUCCAGAGUGUCAGAAUUCUCUAAAAAUGAUAAUCUUUACCUUAUUAUGACACAAGGCUAAUUUAUGAAAACAAUUUAAGAAGGUGUAAUAUAAUAGAAUAUGGCACUGGUAAGAUCGGAGGAAGCCAUAAAGGGGCAGAUAAGUGGUAAAAUAUAUAAAAUUCCUAGCAGGAAAUUUUGAUUGCACAGUUGAUUUCAUGGGUUCCAACAAUAGUACAACAGAUUAGUAAUUACUUACCUUUCCUUUUUUAUAACCUAUGAUAUUUUUGUUAGAUGAAAAUCUCUACAUCAAAAUGAAAUCUGUCAGUAGAGCUAGAUAUAGUCAAAACUGUAGAAAAUUAGUAACCAGUGAAAUAAUUAAAUGUACACCUCAGUCUAGAGCUAAAAAUAGCACAUCCAGCACUUGUCCAUACAGAAUAACACACACCAAAAUGUGAUGGAGUGUGCAGUACCUGACAGUCUAAUUUGUUUUCAAUGCAAAGUUAAAACCCUGUUUGCAAAGAUGUUCUUCAAAUUUCGAAGCCACAGAUUAACACCUUGCUAACUGUGGGAAAUACCAAAGCAAUUUGGAAAUGGCAGUGAUGCGCUCAUAUUUUUCCUUUUUUUUAAACCCUUGUUAAUAUGUUAACCACUCACUGUAUGUUAAUAUAUUCUGCUUAUGUUGUUUUAUAGUAAUUGAGUAAUUGUAUGGCUCACACUUAUACAUAUAAUUAUUUUCUCAUUAAAAGAAAAAUACACAA
Electrophorus electricus (electric eel) is the source of this 7847-nucleotide messenger RNA. It is a transcript of the gene palm2akap2, whose product is annotated as PALM2 and AKAP2 fusion. The record is from RefSeq and is a predicted model, not a curated record. Gene Ontology annotation, cellular component: membrane. Gene Ontology annotation, biological process: regulation of cell shape. Lineage: Eukaryota; Metazoa; Chordata; Actinopteri; Gymnotiformes; Gymnotidae.